CAGCCUGCAGGGCCGCGGAGACUGUCGUUGGGCGCUGAGGCUGCACUGAGGACCCCCUUGACUGUGGCAAUGGAGGGGGGCCCGGCGGUCUGCUGCCAGGACCCUCGGGCUGAGUUGGUGGAGAGAGUGGCAGCCAUUGAUGUGACCCAUUUGGAGGAGACAGAUGGCAGCCCGGAGCCUCCCAGGAACUGUGUGGACCCUCCGUCACGGACCAGAGCAGCCUCCGUGAUCCCCAGCGGUCCUUCAAGACACCCUGCAGUCCGGCCCAGCCUCUCGACAAGGAAGUUCUCCCUGCAGGAACGGCCAGCGGGGAGCUGCCUGCAGGCCCAGGCUGGGCCUUAUGCCACAGGGCCUGCCAGUCACAUCUCCCCGCGGGCCUGGCGCAGGCCCACCAUUGAGUCCCACCGCGUGGCCAUCUCGGACGCAGAGGACUGCGUACAGCUGAACCAGUACAAGCUGCAGAGUGAGAUUGGCAAGGGUGCCUACGGCGUGGUGAGGCUGGCCUACAAUGAAAGUGAAGACAGGCACUAUGCCAUGAAAGUUCUUUCCAAGAAGAAGUUACUGAAGCAGUAUGGCUUCCCACGUCGGCCUCCCCCAAGAGGGUCCCAGGCUGCCCAGGGAGGCCCAGCCAAGCAGCUGCUGCCCCUGGAGCGGGUGUACCAGGAGAUUGCCAUUCUGAAGAAGCUGGACCACGUGAAUGUGGUCAAGCUGAUCGAGGUCUUGGAUGACCCAGCUGAGGACAAUCUCUAUUUGGUGUUUGACCUCCUGAGAAAGGGGCCAGUCAUGGAAGUACCCUGCGACAAGCCCUUCCCGGAGGAGCAAGCUCGCCUCUACCUGAGGGACAUCAUCCUGGGCCUUGAGUACUUGCACUACCAGAAGAUCAUCCACAGGGACAUCAAGCCAUCCAACCUGCUGCUGGGCGACGACGGGCACGUGAAGAUUGCUGACUUCGGCGUCAGCAACCAGUUCGAGGGGAACGAUGCUCGGCUGUCCAGCACGGCUGGGACCCCAGCGUUCAUGGCCCCCGAGGCCAUUUCUGACUCCGGCCAGAGCUUCAGUGGAAAGGCCUUGGACGUGUGGGCCACAGGGGUCACGCUGUACUGCUUCGUCUAUGGGAAGUGCCCGUUCAUCGACGAUUACAUCCUGGCCCUGCACCGCAAGAUCAAGAACGAGGCCGUCGUGUUCCCUGAGGAGCCAAAGGUCAGCGAAGAGCUCAAGGACUUAAUCCUGAAGAUGCUAGACAAGAACCCUGAAAUGAGAAUUGGGGUGCCAGACAUCAAGUUGCACCCCUGGGUGACCAAGAACGGGGAGGAGCCCCUUCCCUCGGAGGAGGAGCACUGCAGCGUGGUGGAGGUGACGGAGGAGGAGGUGAAGAACUCGGUCAGGCUCAUACCCAGCUGGACCACAGUGAUCCUGGUUAAGUCCAUGCUGAGAAAGCGUUCCUUUGGCAACCCAUUCGAGCCCCAGGCACGGAGGGAAGAGCGAUCCAUGUCUGCCCCAGGAAGCUUACUGUCGAAAGAUGGGUUUGGCGAAGGAGGCAAAAGCCCAGAGCUGCCCGGCGUCCAAGAAGACGAGGCUGCGUCCUGAGCCCCCCGCAUGCGCCCAGGGCCGCCCGGCAGCACGCUCAUCCCGCGCCUCCAAAGGCCCACCGCCCUCAUGCCAACAGCCGCCCCUGCCGGCAGGGGGCUGAGGACUGUGGCCCCUCUCCCGGCCCUCCUCCCCCGUCUGCAUGGCCUCCGCGCGCACGUGUCCAGGGACAGGAUCGGAAUGUGUGUCACCUGGGGUGUAGGGGGUGGGUAAGGGCUCC
This is a messenger RNA of Budorcas taxicolor (takin), 1807 nucleotides long. It is a transcript of the gene CAMKK1, whose product is annotated as calcium/calmodulin dependent protein kinase kinase 1. Gene Ontology annotation, biological process: activation of protein kinase activity; protein phosphorylation; CAMKK-AMPK signaling cascade. Gene Ontology annotation, molecular function: ATP binding; protein kinase activity. The transcript is spliced from 16 exons. Bases 70 to 1587 code for a protein of 505 amino acids. Lineage: Eukaryota; Metazoa; Chordata; Mammalia; Artiodactyla; Bovidae. The record is from RefSeq and is a predicted model, not a curated record.